GUUGUGCUGCUGAUGACAGAGCUGAUCAGCCUGUCUGGUGAGGCUGAUCACCUUCCAGCCCCGCCCAGAUACCUGCUGCCUGAUAUGAAACCACUCUGACAAGACGUUAGCAGUCAGGUGUGGUAGAGCUCUGUGGAACGGAACAAAACAAGACGUUUCCUCAUGUUUUCUGACUCCUGUUACAGUUGGCCUGUGUGUGAACCUACAGCGGCCCAUUUCAAACUGAAGAACUGAAGGACUCAGAACCAGGAGGGAGCAGCUGGUUCUGAACAGCACAGGUUGUUCUUCCUAAACUUGAGUCCAGGUUGGUGUUUCUCCUGUCAGGUUAGCAGGAAGCAGCUGACAGUGACCGGAUAUUCUCAUCCUCAUAAGACAAUUUAACAUUGUUUUUAUUGUUGAGCUACCCUCAUCACAUCGUCCCCAUGGACCCCCAGGUGUGUCCCCCCCCACUGAGCAGCAGCCAAUCGGUCAUCAGCUACCUGGACAAGUCCCCCAUCAGCACCUUCAAACCCUCCCACUCCAGGAACAGUAGCACCGGCUCCUCGAAGCACUCCAAACAGUCUCGUGACUGGGAGGUGAUGAACGAGUCAUGUCCAGGUCCAGGUCCAGGCCCAGGCUCCUCCUUGGACCUCAGUAUCCCUGGGAUCUGUGAAGGCUACCUGAUGAAGAGGAGGAAAUACCCACUCAAAGGCUGGCACAAGAGGUACUUCCUGUUGGAGAAAGGAAUCCUGAAAUACUCCAAGACUCAACAAGACAUCCAGAGGGGGAAGCUGCAUGGCUCUCUGGACGUCAGCAUGGCUGUCAUGUCUGUGAACAAGAAGUCCAAACGGAUCGACCUGGACGCUGGAGACAACCUGUACCACCUCAAAGCCAAGAGCAGCGACAUCUUCUACAUCUGGCUGACCAAGCUGUGUGCUCACCGGGUGUUCAGAAAGAACGAGGCCAUGAGCGUCCACCGUGGUGUCCUCCACGCUCUGUCUCUGGGUCAGAACACCCUGCCGGCCGUGUCCGCCCUGUCCCAGCAGAGCUCAGUCUAUCCACAGUAUGCCAGCUCAGCGAAUGCAUACCAUCCAGAAACUGUAAACUCCGCCCCCAACGCCUCCUACCCAGGUGUGACCAACAAGGUGUCUGCUUGGCUGCAGCAGACUCAUGACAUUGAUGUAACCUCUGCAGACCUGGCUCGCAGUCAGGCCGAGCUGACAGAACUGGGUCAGCUGAUCCAGAGGCUCCACUGGCUGGAAGGAGGUCUACCCAUAACAAAUACUGACCUGGAGAUGAGGAUCAGCAUGCAGAAUCUCUCUCUGGAAAAACCCAAGAAGAAGUUAGUAAAGGCGAUGAGUCACUCCAGGACUCUGUCUCGUGUUGAGGCCAUGGGAGGAACGUUCACUUCAACUCACUUGAGCACCAACAAUCUGGCCUCAUCGGUUCAGUCCAUACCAGACUAUGUUUACUCCCAGCUGUCCAACCCUCAGGUCACCUCACCUGAGACCAAGAAACUCCACCAAGACAUUUGCAGUCUGUCUCAGAAGGUUCACGCUUCUCUGAAGUCGAUCCACGAGGUUUUGACCUUGGAGAGGGAGAGACUAAAGCAGGCCUGGACUGGACCGGACCUGAGGCAGAGCACCUCCCAGCAGCUCGCUACACUCUGCACCACCUUGUCUGAGCUUGACAUACAGGCCCAUCACACCAAAGUCCACUCACUUUCCCUGUCCUCUGACUCUUCUGAAGAAUCCUUCUGCACUGUCCGCCCAGACCAGAGGACUCCAUCUAUGGGUCGUCACAGUCACCGUGCUCCCUCAGUGGCAGAGUCCAUGGCAGAGUAUUUUGAUGCCAGUGAGGUGAUUGUAUGUGAGACUUCAUCAGAAGCUGAAGCUUCAGAUGAGUCGGGCCUGAGUGAUGUCACCACCACGAGCAACUCGGAGCCUGAAGAAGGACACUCAUCCACUACCCUGAACUACAGAGAAAAUCUGAAGAGUGCAACUGACAAACCCAACCUUGUGCCCAGAGAUACAGGUCGUCGCACUACUCUUCCCGCCGCGGGAGCAGACAACAGCCAUAUUGGUAUCAUGUCCAUCUUGUACAACAACAUUGGUAAAGACCUGUCCAGAGUCUCCAUGCCAGUCGCUCUGAAUGAGCCGCUGUCUUUGCUUCAGAGGCUCAGUGAAGAGCUGGAGUAUCCUGACCUGCUGGACAUCGCCAAUCACACUGARGAUCCCUUUGAGAGAAUGGUUUAUGUGGCAGCAUUCUCAAUCUCUGGUUAUGCCUGGGCAACCUGGAGAUAUCGGUACAAACCCUUCAACCCUAUUCUGGGCGAAACAUAUGAAAACCACAGAGAAGACAGAGGGUUUUAUUACGUCAGUGAACAGGUCUGCCAUCAUCCCCCCGUCUCUGCCUGCCAUGCAGAGUCUGAAAACUUCACUUUCUGGCAAGAUCAGAGAUGGAAGAACAAGUUCUGGGGAAAGUCUGUGGAGAUCAUUUCUACAGGACUGGUCAACGUUACCCUCCCAAGGUAUGGUGAUCACUACGUAUGGAACAAGGCAGUGACCUGUAUCCACAACGUACUGAGUCAGCAGCGCUGGUUAGAGCARUAUGGAGAGGUGGUCAUAAGAAACAAAAAUAGCGACGAGUGCACCUGCAAGAUUACCUUCGUCAAGUCUCGUUACUGGAGCUCGGACAGCACUAAGAAUGAGGUUCAGGGUGCGGUCCUGAACCGGGCAGGAGAGGUGGUUCAUCGGUUCGGAGGCCUCUGGCAUGAAGGCAUCUUCUGUGACACUCUGCCUACACCGAAGUGCAUCUGGAAGCCCAAUGCGCAGCCUGAUGACUACGCCCAGUUCUAUGGCUUUUCACAAUACGCCAGAGAACUGAACGAACUGACCCCAGACCUGAUAGGUGUCCUCCCACCUACGGACACGCGCUUCAGACCAGACCAGAGGCUUCUAGAGGAGGGGAAAGUGGCAGAGGCAGAUAAAAAGAAAGAUGAAGUUGAAGAAAAGCAGAGAGAGCGGAGGAAGGAGAUGGCCAAGAGAGGGGAGGAGCAUGUCCCUCGUUUCUUCAGAAAAGCUGUGGAUGAAACGGGCCAGGAGGUGUGGUUGUAUGAUGGAACCUACUGGAAGAUCCGCAAAGAUCCAGGCUUUUCUAAUAUAGAAAACCUGGACUUGUGGUAGAGCUGGUCCACAGCUGAGUGAGUGAAGCCAGCUGGAUACUCUACUCUGUGGAAACCUGACGUGACACUUCAAUAGAUCAACUUUAAUAAAUCAGCAAUGGGCACAUGGUGCUGUGCAGUUUCAGAUGUUUAAAGCAUGAAUGAACCUCAGGUGAAGAUGUGAUUCAGAGGUGAGGUGCCUCCGUGGAACAAAGCAAUGAUUAAGCUGAUGGUCUUCAAGCUUCUAGCCUUUCUCCUUCAGAAAAGCCAUUAUUUAAAAUCAAUUGUUAACUUAAAUCCACUUUUUGAUAGAACUUUUAAAAGAAAAGAUUUUUGGUCACAAUCUAGUUCUGUUAAAGCUCUGUCCAUAAGUACUUUACUCCAUAUUUAUAGGUUUUCUAUGCUUGAGUAUUGAGGUUAUAGAUAAAACUGCUGUGGCUUUGCUUUUUCCUAAGUGGGUCUUACAAACAUUGUCUUAAUUUAGUUUUAUACAGUCAUUCCAUUUGUUUUUAAUGUAAUAUAAUUAAAUUGUUUAUUUAGCUACUUUCCCCUUGAUUUAAUGAGCUAAAGACAGGUUUUGUCUUGAUGCAUGCUCAGCUGUUUUUAUUGGAAAAUAAAAUUUUACAAAGAAGAGAUUACUAUUAAAUUCCACUGUUAGUUUUUUUAUAUUUCCAAAUAAAUUUGCUACUUCUAUAAACAUUUGACAAUAAAGUGGUGGUCUAAAAUAAUGAGUAAACUCAGUGAUUUCUGCUUCAAACAUUAAAAACUUUGGUUCUA
This is a messenger RNA of Austrofundulus limnaeus, 3919 nucleotides long. RefSeq names its product oxysterol-binding protein-related protein 7. The coding region runs from base 423 to 3164 and encodes 913 amino acids. Gene Ontology annotation, cellular component: plasma membrane; perinuclear endoplasmic reticulum; nuclear membrane. The record is from RefSeq and is a predicted model, not a curated record. Lineage: Eukaryota; Metazoa; Chordata; Actinopteri; Cyprinodontiformes; Rivulidae. The transcript has 24 exons. Gene Ontology annotation, molecular function: cholesterol binding.